Molecule: messenger RNA, 3185 nt
Organism: Agelaius phoeniceus (red-winged blackbird)
Lineage: Eukaryota; Metazoa; Chordata; Aves; Passeriformes; Icteridae
Source: RefSeq, a predicted model, not a curated record
GGUCCAUGCCGCGAUCGGUACCGGGAUCGGGGCCGGGACCCGAGACGCGAUCGGUGCCGCCGGCCCGGAACGGCCGCGCCCCGGCCGCGCUUUCCGGGGAGCGUUGGCGCUGCGGGACGGGCGGGCCCGGCGCCGCCAUGGCCGCGUCCCCCGCCCAGCGGCGCCGCUGGAAACGGGAGCAGGCCCGGCUGAGGGCCAGCGUGCUGGAGGAGGACACUGAGCCCUGGCAGAAGGAGCCGCAGUUCUCGGGGCUGCACAGAGUGGGAGGCGUGGAUUUAUCCUACAGCAAAGAGGACGAGAGCCGAGCCUGCGCCUCCCUGGUCGUGCUCAGCUACCCGGAUCUCGAGGUGCUGUACCAGGACUGCCGCAUGGUGCCCGUCACUGCCCCGUACGUGGCUGGGUUCUUGGCCUUCCGAGAGGUCCCUGUCCUGGUGGAAGCUGUGCAGAGACUUCAGCAGGAAGAGCCCCAGCUCCAGCCUCAGGUGCUUCUGGUAGAUGGGAAUGGCCUGCUCCAUCCCAGAGAAUUUGGCAUAGCCUGUCACCUCGGAGUCCUGACAGACCUGCCGUGCAUUGGCGUGGCCAAGAACCUCCUGCACGUGGAUGGCUUGGUCAGGGAUGAGCUGCACAAGGAGCAGGUUCGUUCCCUGCAGAGGUCAGGAGAGGCAUUCCCACUGACAGGUGCCUCGGGGAAGGUCCUGGGCAUGGUGCUGCGGAGCCACAGCAACAGCUCCAGACCCCUGUACGUGUCCGUGGGCCACCGGGUGAGCCUGGGCACGGCCGUGGCCCUGGUCAGGGCCUGCUGCCGCUUCCGCGUCCCGGAGCCCAUCCGGCAGGCUGACAUCAGGUCCAGGGAGUACCUUCGGAGGCAGCCCUGUGCUCCGGUGGAGGGGCUGGAGGCUGCCCCUGCCAGCCCAGAGAGCAAAAAGGAGACUGAAUCAGAGGAUUAGGCUGGUGCCAGAGGAAAGUGCAGAGCUUCUCUUCACUGGGUCCUGUCCCGCACCAAGGCUGGGUCCUGCUGGGUGCAGGAGCCCAGUGCCAGCCUGGGAGCCAGCUGUGCCAGGCUGUGUCCCACAGCACAGCACCAGCCACUGCUCAGGGAGAAUCCCUGCAGUGAAUUUCUCAGGGUUCCUUUUCCAGUACUGUUAAAGUCUUUGUGUAAGCAAAGCUCACGUGUGAGUUCGCAGCGCCUAGGUGUGUCCCACCACACCUCUGUGGCACUCUGAGAGCCCUCCCUUCCCUCUGGUUUUGGAGCAGCUUCCCCCAGUCCCUGCAGCCUGGGCUCUCCAUUCCCCCUGCACGUCCCUGGGGAGCAGCAGCCCCACUGCCCAGCUCUUGUGGAGGAAGGAUCAUCUCAGGGGAAAGGAUGGGAGCAGCCAUCUCCCUCCCAGGAGCAUGGGGAGGUCAUUCCUGGCACACAGAGUGCUCCAGGUGCCCGGAGCCCAGGCUGGAGAUCUGUCCCAGCUCAGCCUGAGGAGCAGAGCCCAGAGCUUCUGUGCCCAAAUCAUCCUCAACCCUCAUCCAGCCUGCAGGACCAAAGCUGAGGAAGUGACAAACCCUGGGGCCACCAGGGCAGGGCUGGGGCUGGUCCUGGCACUGCUGGGGACAGGCACUGGCAGGGCCUUCCCUAAAAUGCCUUUCUGACAGGUUUUAGAAAGGACACUUCCCUAAAAAGCCUUUCUGACAGGUUCAGAAGCCAAAGCUGCAGCUCCCAGCCCUGCACAGGAGCCGCCUCUCCUGGAAGCCUCAGAGCUGCUUCCCACCAGGGUUUGUCCAGGGGUGGACAGAGCCUGCAGGGAGCCCCACAGAGGAGGCUGCUCCUCUGAUCCUGAGGGCUGCUGCCAGCCUGGGGCACAGGGAGCACCGGGCUGGUGCCUGCUGCUGGCUGUGGCAGGGGACACAGGGACAGCCGUGUGCCAUCCCUGCAAGGACACAGAACCUCUGCCAUGGCCUGAGGAGCAGGGUGGGGACAGCCACAGCCAGCAGGGAUCACUCCAGCGUUCCUCAUGCCAGCCCCACACAAGCCAGUGGCUUCUCUGGCCAUGGGGACGAUCUCCUAAAGCCUGUCACAGGUUCAGGCACCAGUGACAGGGUGGGCAGGGGCCAGCUCCUUCCCAGAGCUCAUGGCAGAGCACCUGGGCAAUCACCUGGGUUUCUGAUUUGGCCUGUGCUGGGAGGGCCAUCCCUGGCUCAUCCCCAGUUCUGGGUGACCCCACUCCACUGCAGAUUGAGCCCAGGUGUGCUGAGCCAGGCUCCUCAUGUGGCUCAGCCGUGCUGGGGGAGGCUCUGAGGGGAGCAGCUCCUCCAGGACAGCCCUGGCAGAGCAGGGGAACCUUCAGAGUGUGGGACUGUGGCCUCUCCUGCCCUGGUGAGUGUCUGGCUUUCAUCUCGUGUUCAAUGUCUGUGGUUUUAAUCCCUGAUCUAUUGGUGGCUUUGGUGUGCUUUUGGUUGGUAUCUGACAAUGAGGGAUUUGGGUUGGGCUGGUCAGGGGAGGCUCUGCAGCCAGGGCUGUGAUUUGGGUGGCAGCUGGAGGAAUUGAGCCCAGCUCAGGCAGAAGGUGAGGCUGUGGCUGCUCAGGGUCUGGCACUGUGUGCUCCUGCUGGCAUCCGGGUGUUUUGAUCCAUGGAGGCUCCGUGUGCUCAGCCUGUGAGGGACCCAGGGCUGGGGACACUGCAGGGACUCUGCUGUCCUCAGCUGGCCUGAGCCCCCCCAGCUGCCUCUGCCCACGGGUGAGGGAAAAAAUAAAAAAAUACAGCAUAAAAACCAGCUCUGCAUCACUGCCCUGGCUUCCCUCUGCCUGAGGCUCCGAACUCCUCCCAGCCCAGGUAAACUCAGGUGACUCUGGAUGAGUCACCUGGGGAGGCUUUGGUGCUGCAGUGUCCUGGCAGCCCCAGCAGCCCUGCUGGAGCCAGGGGCCCUGUGCUGUGCUUUGGGCUUUGCCUGGCCUCUCCCAGCUGCCCAAACGUGGCAGUUUAGUCCUUCCUAAAGGAAGGGACUAAUCUCUGUGUUUGGUGUCUGCUUGUGGCUCUCUGGACACAAUAAGGGAUUAACUUGGUCUUUAUCUAAUUGGUUUAUAACCCUGGGAAGGGAAAAUCGCUUUGUAAUGCUUGAAACCUCUUAACAGAAACUCAGAGACUGGAGACUGAGUGUCCUUCGAAAUAAACUCAUACAUGGCUUGUCUUUUUUAA